Hordeum vulgare subsp. vulgare (domesticated barley) is the source of this 816-nucleotide messenger RNA. Its product is annotated as 14 kDa proline-rich protein DC2.15-like. The transcript has a single exon. NCBI's taxonomy places the organism in Eukaryota, Viridiplantae, Streptophyta, Magnoliopsida, Poales, Poaceae. The record is from RefSeq and is a predicted model, not a curated record. Bases 117 to 500 code for a protein of 127 amino acids.
AGCACCAUCCUCAGGGCAUCACAAGCACUCUUAGCAGUCCAGAGCUCCAGAUCAAGCAGCUACUUGAUCAUUUGGUCUGUGCUUCUGUGGUGUAGUGAUCAGAUCCUUCGGCAGCAAUGGCAGGCAAGGCAUCGAUCGCGCUGUUCCUCGCCGUGAACCUGGUCGUGUUCGCCAUGGCCAGCGCGUGCGGGGGAAACUGCCCAACCCCGUCGACGCCCACACCGACGACCCCGGCCUCGUCCGGCAGGUGCCCACGCGACACGGUGAAGCUGGGCGUGUGCGUCAACGUGCUGAACCUGAUCAAGGCCAAGGUGGGCGGGCCGCCCACGUUGCCGUGCUGCCCGCUGCUGAAUGGGCUCGUUGACCUCGAGGCGGCCGUGUGCCUCUGCACGGUGAUCAAGGCCAACGUCCUCAGCAUCGUCAAGCUCAACCUCCCCGUCGACCUCAGCAUCAUCCUCAACCACUGCGGCAGGAGCAAGCCCACUGGAUUCAUGUGCUAAGUGAUCUAGCAAGGUGUGCCACGCAUGCGUUGGCUAAGUGCGGCCGUGCGGAUUUGUGGUGCGAGAGGGGCAUUAUUCUGCUUGAUCAAUCGUUUAUUUCAGCCGGUUUGUUUGUUUGGUUGGUUGGUUUUGCUACUUGACGUGCUAGCCACAAGUCUGCAUAUAUGCAUGCAUGCAUGCUAUGGAGAAGUACGUAUGUAGACGAUUUAAUCCUUUUAUUUAUUUGUUCUUAUAAAUCAUUUUUUUUAUUGGCGAGUUCGUCUGCCUUGUAUUCGUCUUGUACGAUCUGCAUGAUGAAUAAAGUUUACUUUUACUA